UGACCAGCUGAAGCGCCAUUAUAACCUGGGCCAGUACUGGGUGGAUAUCAAUAUUGAAGAUAUUGCAAGUUAUGAUGAAAACCUGGCAGAAAAACUCACCAAAGUUCCUGCAGACCAUAUGCCACUGUUUGAGGAUGCUGCUAAGGAAGUGGCAGAUGAAGUGACCAAUCCACGACCUGAGGGAGAGGAAGAAGUUCAAGAUGUUCAAGUUGUCCUCAACUCCACUGCCAAUUGUGCAGCCAUAAGAGACCUCAAGUCAGACCAGAUGUCAAGGUUGGUGAAGAUUCCUGGUAUCAUUAUUGCUGCGUCUGCCAUUAAAGCCAAAGCAACACGGAUCAGUAUCCAGUGUCGUAGUUGUAAGAACGUGAUGAACGAUAUCCCUGUUAAGCCAGGGCUGGAGGGGUACGCACUGCCCAGAAAGUGCCCCACAGAGCAGGCUGGCAGACCUAAAUGUCCAGUGGAUCCAUUCUUCAUAGUGCCUGACAAGUGCAAGUGUGUGGAUUUCCAGAUUCUAAAACUUCAGGAAUCUCCAGAAGCAGUCCCCCAUGGAGAGAUGCCCAGGCACAUGCAGCUGUUUUGUGACAGGUAUCUGUGUGAGAGGGUAGUUCCAGGCAAUCGUGUUACAUUAAUUGGUGUCUACUCCAUUAAGAAGACCUCCAAGCCUUCAAAGACCCCUGGCAGAGAUAAGGUAAAUGUUGGUAUCAGGGCACCAUACCUGCGUGUGCUAGGUGUCCAGGUAGAUACAGAGGGACCAGGUAGAAGUACAGGUUCACCAAUAACCCCUGAGGAAGAGGAUGAGUUCCGUAGACUGGCAGCUAGCCCAAAUAUUUAUGAAACACUUGCCAAGAGUGUGGCGCCAUCUAUUUAUGGCAGCUUGGACAUCAAGAAGGCCAUCACCUGUUUGUUGUUUGGGGGCUCGAGGAAAAGACUUCCAGAUGGUUUGACCAGAAGAGGUGAUGUCAAUGUUCUGUUGCUAGGAGACCCAGGGACGGCGAAGAGUCAGCUCCUGAAGUUUGUAGAGAACUGUGCACCAGUGGGUGUAUACACAUCAGGCAAAGGCAGCAGUGCUGCUGGUCUUACAGCCUCUGUCACCAGGGACCCUGCAACUCGUAACUUUGUAAUGGAAGGUGGCGCCAUGGUUCUCGCUGAUGGAGGCGUCGUCUGCAUUGAUGAGUUUGACAAGAUGAGAGAAGAUGAUAGGGUGGCCAUUCACGAGGCUAUGGAGCAGCAGACCAUUUCUAUUGCUAAGGCUGGUAUCACCACUACCCUGAACUCAAGGUGUUCCGUGCUGGCCGCGGCAAACAGUGUGUUUGGGCGUUGGGAUGACACCAAGGGAGCAGACAACAUUGACUUCAUGCCCACCAUUUUGUCCAGGUUUGACAUGAUAUUUGUGGUCAAAGAUGAGCAUGAUGAAGCCAGGGACAUUACUUUGGCCAAGCAUGUGAUGAAUGUCCAUGUGAAUGCCCGGCAGACGACAGAGGAGCAGAGAGAGGGGGAGGUGGACCUGCCCACACUGAAGAAGUUGAUCUCAUACUGCAGAAGCAAAUGUGGACCACGUCUGUCAGCAGAGGCUGCGGAAAAACUCAAGAACCGUUAUGUGUUGAUGAGGAAUGGAGCUGGUGAACAUGAGAGAGAGACUGGAAAGAAAACCAGUAUUCCUAUCACUGUCAGACAACUGGAGGCCAUUAUCCGUGUAUCCGAGUCCUUGGCAAAGAUGCGUCUCUCUCCAUUUGCCAGCGAGGCAGAUGUAGACGAGGCCCUGAGGUUGUUCCAGGUCUCCACCCUGGAUGCCGCCAUGUCUGGUAACCUGGCAG
Molecule: messenger RNA, 1814 nt
Organism: Lingula anatina
Lineage: Eukaryota; Metazoa; Brachiopoda; Lingulata; Lingulida; Lingulidae
Product: DNA replication licensing factor mcm5-A-like
Biological process (GO): double-strand break repair via break-induced replication; DNA replication; DNA replication initiation
Cellular component (GO): MCM complex; nucleus
Molecular function (GO): 3'-5' DNA helicase activity; single-stranded DNA binding; single-stranded DNA helicase activity
Source: RefSeq, a predicted model, not a curated record